Fusarium pseudograminearum CS3096 is the source of this 1152-nucleotide messenger RNA. RefSeq lists its product as uncharacterized. The record is from RefSeq and is a predicted model, not a curated record. Gene Ontology annotation, cellular component: RNA polymerase III complex. The coding region runs from base 1 to 1152 and encodes 383 amino acids. Lineage: Eukaryota; Fungi; Ascomycota; Sordariomycetes; Hypocreales; Nectriaceae. The transcript is spliced from 2 exons. Gene Ontology annotation, biological process: transcription by RNA polymerase III.
AUGCCGACCCCCGCGCCCACCGAGGGCGACGCCGCGGUGGCCAAGCUCGGUGUCUGGAAAGAGGCCCUUUACGAACGAUGUCGCGAGUCUGGGACAGACAUGUUCUCCCAGGAUGACCUUAUGCGCCUCGAUGUCAUUCCCAACCGCGAUCUUAUGCUGCUUGCCCGCGUCGUCCAGUCUCUUACCGAUGACAAGCUUUUCAUCACCAUGCGCGAGGCCUCUGGCCAAGUGCUAUGGAAAUGGCGCGACUCCCAGGAAGCUCACAAGUACAAGCAAUGCUCGACCGACGAACAGGUCAUGGUCUACUCUCUUAUCGACGAUUCGGGCGGCGACGGUAUCUGGUCCCAGACGCUCCAGAAGCGCCUCAACAUGCACGACUCGGUCCUCAAGAAUGCCUUGAAACAACUACAGGCCAAGGGACUCAUCGCACCCUUCAAAAAUGUCGAGCACCCCAACAAGAAGAUGUUCAUCAAGGCCUCCAUACGGCCCAGCGAUCGCGCCACAGGUGGCCCGUGGUAUACCGACCAGAACCUCGACGAGGCCUUUAUAGACGAGCUACAGCGUGUCGUAUUUGAUUUUAUAAAGCGUCAGAGCAGCUACCACAGCACGCACGGAGGUGGUGCCGCGCGGACGCAGGUCCCCAAGAAGGGUGUUGUCAAGGGUGGCGUGGACAAAGGCAAGAAGCGCGAUGCUAGUCACAUGGACGAGCCCCCUGCCAAAGUACCCAAGAUGUCUCCGACGACUACCGUCAAGAAGGACGCACUCCUUCCUCUCCCUGCUGGCUACACAGGCUAUCCGACCGUUCGCGACAUCGCACGUCUGCUAUCGGCGAGCGGUAUUACUCACAACACGAUCCUCUCCGAACACGAUGUGCAGAAGCUUGUAGAUGUUCUAGUUUGGGACAAUCUUGUUGAGUCAGUCAAGGUGGCUGGAAAGAUAGGUUUUCGCGUUUCUCGUGUCGCGAAGCAAUCCCUGGAGAGCUGGGCUGGCCGAGAUGACCCUACAGGCCGUGAGGGCGGCCCGGAAUCCUUCGUGAGCGCCUUUACAGAAGCCCCCUGUGGACGUUGCCCAGUGUUUGAGAUAUGUGAGGAAGGGGGUCCCGUAGGCCCCAGUAAUUGCGAGUACUUCAAGAGGUGGCUGGGCGUUGAAUAG